UCAUCUAGAACUGGUACUUGCUUAUCAUUAGUGAGUAUACGUACUAACAAUGUCUAUAGCACUAAAUAUUGAGGGCCCUUCACUUAGUCCUUCACAUAGUCAUCCUUCGCAUAGUACAAGCUGCUGUACUGAUCAUGCGUGGCUGCAGUCCUUGAUGACCGAAAGUAGGGCCGGAAAUUCCAACCAAGUGAAUGAGCUAGAGGUUCCAAGGGUUCCAUCACAGUUUCGCAAAAUGAAAGAGAACACGGAUUGCUAUGAGCCACUGGUUGUCUCCAUCGGUCCCUAUCACCAUGGGAAAAAAGAACUCAAGGAAAUGGAGAAGCUCAAGGCUGAAAUGGCCGGCCAGUUUGUCAAAGAUAGUAGAGUGACUGCUGAAGAAAUGUACAGCAAGGUCAAAGAAUUGGUCAGCGAUGCAAGGAAAUGCUAUGCAGAGGAGUCAACAUGUCAGUUCAACGAUGAGAAAUUCGCCCAGAUGAUGUUUCUUGAUGGCUAUUUCAUUCUCCAGGUUGUCUCCGACAAGCUUGAGAAACAGAACCUGAGGAAGGAAGAAUUUGCUUCGGUUAGAAGGGACUUGUUCUUACUAGAGAACCAACUCCCCUUUCGAGUUCUUAUCCCAUUGAUGAGGAUAUAUAAAAGCAAAGCGGAUCACAUUGCUUGGAAGGAUAAGCCUUCAUCCCGACAAAAGCUGAGUUCGGAAAGUGAAGAUCAAGAUUUGAUGAAAAUGUUUGUACAUUUCUUCGAAGACAUUCAUGCAAUACCUCCUCAAACAGAGUCGUGCUGGGAAAUGAUAUCCAAUUUUCUUUCAGAAUUGCCAAGAAAAUUAAUAUCAAGAUCCACGGGUACUGUCAAUAGUUUAGAUUUCUGCUAUCAUCUUCUCGAUUUUUUUUGUUGGAAGUUCGUAUACGUCGGCGAAGAAUUAGAACGUGAACGAGGGGGAAGAAGGUACGGGGAGAUCACAAGCUGGAACCGGUAUUAUUCUGUCAACGAGCUUAAGAACGUUGGAAUUUCUUUUAUGCCAAGCAACACCCGUGUUUUCACCGAUGUCAAGUUCAAAAAUACAUUGCUCGGUGGAGCACUCUGCAUUCCUCCACUAAGCAUAGAGGAAGAAACCAAGUCCUUGCUUCUGAACUUGGCAGCCUAUGAAACAUGCGCUGGUUGGUAUUAUGGUAGGUGCACUUCGUAUGUAUGCCUUAUGGGUUCUCUGAUUGAUAAACCUGAAGAUGUGAAGGAGCUGCGAUCAAAGGGAAUACUCCGCACCACUAUAGGAAGUGACGAUCGGAUAGCACAAAUCUUCAAAGAGAUAACAACCAAUCUUGUGCCCAACCCUACUGCUUACAAUGAGGUCAAACGCUCUGUUGAAUCGCAUUAUAGAAGCAGUGUGAAGAGAUGGAUCCUUGAAAAUAAGGGUCCUUUUUCUAGAGCAGUGGUCAAGUACUCUUUUAUUUAUGGCAUUGCAGUAAGUGCCUUACAAGCUUACUUAGCAGAAACAAAAGAGAAACCAGGUUUCGGCAACUGCAGCUGCUCAAACGCCACCCUAUAAUUAACACCCUUAAAACUUGAUCAUAUAUACACAUAAGAGCUGUUUUUUUUUCUUCGUCCUUUUUUUUCCCCCAUUAACAGUGUGGAUUGGUUUGCCAUAUAUAUGUAAUGUUGUACUGUUUGGAUUGUUAUUUCUUUCAAGAAGUCGUGUGAUUCAAAUUGAUAAUUAAUAAGCAAUAUCAUUUUCAGAUACAAAUUUAUUAAUGCA
Molecule: messenger RNA, 1747 nt
Organism: Populus nigra (black poplar)
Lineage: Eukaryota; Viridiplantae; Streptophyta; Magnoliopsida; Malpighiales; Salicaceae
Product: UPF0481 protein At3g47200-like
Exons: 3
Coding region: 50-1540 (496 amino acids)
Source: RefSeq, a predicted model, not a curated record